CCGGUUCCUCGGUGCUUCACGAUUCCUCGCUGCAGAUUCCACACGACGUUUGCCCAGACCACUGUGGAGACUGACUCUGCGGAGAGGUUUUUCAACGGCCUGUCCGAUCCCAAGUUGCAGAAUAAAAGUUUGUCUAGUGUUGAUGUUUAGCGUGGCUCGGGCUGCUAUGUGAGAAACAGGGAAUCUUAGCGAAUCGUAAACACCGGAAAUAAAAAUGCUUCUUCUCUAAGGCUUAGAACCCUAACGUCACUUCCGGCAACAAUAGGAAACGUCAAAAGUCGGACAGUCGGCAGCUCUGGCUGCUGCAGCUUGACGUGCGCUCAGUUCAGAGGGAUCCUGUGCUGCUUCUGGUAUUCUCACUGCUGAUACCUCCACCGGCGUGAACAAGUAAAAGUUUGAACCGGCUUCUCCAUGGCCUGGGCACCAGUUCCUGGCUGAGCCUUUUUUUUUUUUUUUACUAAAAGCCCCCGCCCAGAGGCCGAUUCGUCGCGGCGGCGGUGGGGAUCGCAGGUCGCUCAGGCUUGCAGAUGGGUCAGGGGCUGUGGAGAGUGGCCAGAAACCAGCAGCUACAGCAAGAAGGUUAUAGUGAGCAAGGCUACCUCAGCAGAGAGCAGAGCAGGAGGAUGGCUGCCAACAACAUUUCUAACACCAGUCAUCGUAAACAAGUCCAAGGAGGCAUUGAUAUAUAUCAUCUUUUGAAGGCACGGAAAUCUAAAGAACAAGAAGGAUUCAUUAAUUUGGAAAUGUUGCCCCCUGAGCUAAGCUUUACCAUCUUGUCCUACCUGAAUGCAACUGACCUCUGCUUAGCUUCAUGUGUUUGGCAGGACCUUGCGAAUGAUGAACUUCUCUGGCAAGGGUUAUGUAAAUCCACUUGGGGUCACUGUUCCAUAUAUAAUAAGAACCCACCUCUAGGAUUUUCUUUCAGAAAAUUGUAUAUGCAGCUGGAUGAAGGCAGCCUCACCUUUAAUGCUAACCCAGAGGAGGGAGUGAACUACUUUAUGUCCAAGGGUAUCCUAGAUGAUUCACCAAAGGAAAUAGCAAAGUUUAUCUUCUGUACAAGAACACUAAAUUGGAAAAAACUGAGAAUCUAUCUUGAUGAAAGGAGGGAUGUCUUGGAUGACCUUGUAACGUUGCAUAAUUUUAGAAAUCAGUUUUUGCCCAAUGCACUGAGAGAAUUUUUUCGUCAUAUCCAUGCCCCUGAAGAGCGUGGGGAGUAUCUUGAAACUCUCAUAACAAAGUUCUCACAUAGAUUCUGUGCUUGUAACCCCGAUUUAAUGCGAGAACUUGGCCUUAGUCCUGGUAAGAAUAUAUAUAGUGAAUUCCUUCCAGCCCCGUUCCCACCUCCAGAUGCUGUCUAUGUCCUGUGCUACUCUUUGAUUCUACUUUCCAUUGACCUCACUAGCCCUCAUGUGAAGAAUAAAAUGUCAAAAAGAGAAUUUAUUCGAAAUACCCGUCGUGCUGCUCAAAACAUUAGUGAAGAUUUUGUAGGGCACCUUUAUGACAACAUCUACCUUAUUGGCCAUGUGGCUGCAUAAAAGCACAAUUGCUAGGACUUCAACUAUUAACUUCAAACUAAAGUUACCCAAGGACUUACUUAGCAGAUAUGGGGGUUACAUUAGUGCUGGUCAUUCUAGCCUCUGUAUACAAUCAAGCUCGAGUGUAUACCAUUUUUUUCUUUUACUAUUUUCUUUUUUAGUGAUUUCCUUGGGGAACUAAAUAAUUUUGCAGAACUUUUCUUAAUUUUGCUUAUCAUGUUUUGCACAAAGCAGAGCCAUUGUCUGACACAGCUGUUUAAGAAUGUUAAACUGACAUUAUACUCUAAAGGUGGUAUAUGUGUGCAUUAGAUUUGCUUGAAAAACUACUCAUUUUCAUUCUUUUUUAAAAUACCAUUUAAUGUGUACAUAUUUAACUAAAGAGAUUUAUAAUCAUAAUUAUUUUAUUGUAAAGAUUUUAACUAAAGCCUUUCCUUUUUCUCUCAAACUGAGUUCUGAAAUUUAUUUGAUUCUGAUCUGAGCUUAUGACUGUCUUCAUAGAAGUUGGAUCUGACUUGGAUAAAAACCAAUACCAGUUUCUCUUUCCUUUGAACUUUGAAAAGAAUAUUAAUUUAUUACUAGUAAUAAGCAAAACAGGCACUUAUUUUUAUAAUAUAAAUUCAUCACUUGACUUUCCAUUUUUAAAAGUUCUGGGUUAGUCAUUUCUCAAUAAGUCCUUUAAAGUAUUUGAGAUAGCAAAAUAUGUUAAAAUCUAGGAUUCCCAUACCUAGGAACAGAAUGUUAUUAAAACUUGUAUCUCUUGUAAUUAGUCAAAAUUUACCAUUCUCUUAACUUGAAAAUUUCUGUUUAGAAUCAGUUGAGAAAGGAGUAUUGUGAAUGAACAAAUUUUCUUUCUUCUUUCAUUCAAAAAUAUUUACCAAGGACCUUCAGUGUACUAGACACGGUGCUAGGUAAUAGCGAUACCUAGACAUGGGCCCUGCCUUCAUAGAUGUUACAUGAUUGGUAACAAAAGGAAAAAUACUGCUUCUUGGAGAGCAAAUGUAGAAAGCAUAGCUUAAUUAACAAUUAUUUAAUUAUGAAACACUUAGCACUGAAAUGAUAAAGAACAGUACAUUUAUAUGGUAAGUCAGAAGUUUCUUGGGAAUCCUGCUAAGCGAAAAGCAUCAGCUUUUAAAUGAGACACUAUGUGAUGAGUAGAGCUGCUAGUUUAGGGGGUGGAACUUGGAGGAUUAGAAACUUUUUACUGGAAGUGCACAGUCCCAGUUUCUUUCCAGAUCUGGUCCUAAGUAAAUAGUGGUUGGUAAUAUUAUAACUGCAAGUGAUAUCCUAUAGAAUUUUCAAUGACAAGACAUAAGAUAAUCAGACAAUUUCAGAAGUCAAAGGGACUUUUAGACUGGAAGUAAACAAGUUCUCAGAUCUUGAGGAAAACACCUAAAUUUUCACAUGUGCAUAAUUUUGAAUUCCAUGACAAAAUGCUUCUUUGUAAUUUUUAACUUUAAUUUAUUGGAAAGUUUCAGAAGACCAACAGUAAUGAUAACAUUUUAUCGUUUCUAUUUUCCCAUGAAUGGCAGGCAUCUUGCCCUCUCUAUCUCCUUUACUUUUUCUUUUUUUUUCUAUCCCUAUUUCUCCCUUACCAUUGGGUUCUUUCUACCCCUGUUUUAACUUUACUCUUUUCUUUCCUUCUUUUUUUUAUUUUAUUUUAUUUUUUAUUAUUAUGUUAUGUUAAUUACCAUACAUUACAUCAUUAGUUUUGAUGUAGUGUUCCAUGAUUCAUUGUUUGCAUAUAAGACCCAGUGCUCCAUGCAGUACGUGCCCUCUUUAAUACCCAUCACCAGGCUAACCCAUCCCCCACCCCCCUGCCCUCUAGAACCCUCAGUUUGUUUUUCAGAGACCAUAGUCUCUCAUGGUUCAUCUCCCCCUCCGAUUUCCUUCCCUUUCAUUCUUCCCCUCCUGCUAUCUUCUUCUUUUUUUUUUAAAUAUAUAAUGUAUUAUUUGUUUCAGAGGUACAGGUCUGUGAUUCAACAGUCUUACACAAUUCACAGCGCUCCAUUUCAGUUUUUCCCCUUUUUCCUGUUUUAUUUUUUCCACCCUGACCUGAUUAUAAAUGUAGAUUGGCAGAAUUCUUUUUUUAACAUUUUCUUAUGAAAAUUUUCAAACAUAUAAAAAUUAAAAUAUUUUACAGAGAAUACGUAUAUAACCACUAUGUAGAUUCUACAAUUAAAAUAUUACUGCAUUCACUUUAGCUCAUAUUUAUCCAUCCCUCUGUCCAUCAGUCAACCUAUCUUAUUGUUUUAAGACAGGUAAUACAGGUUUCGGACCUCAGAAUACUCUUUCUUCCUAUAGAAUUCAACUUGUGUAUUGUUAGCUAGAGAUCCACUUUUUAAAAUUUUUUUUUCUGUAUAGGUAAAAUUUGCAUUCAGUGAAAUACAUAAAUGUGAAGUAUACUAAUCAAUGAAUCUUAAUAAAUACAUACACUUGAAUAAACCAAGCCCAUAUCAAGGUAUAUGACUUGAUACAACCUAUUUACAGUUAAUAUUUGUACCAGUUCACAUAAAAUAUAGAAGCCUUGUAGCCAUACAGGAGUGUUUACCCACUUCCUCCGUUUGUUAUUUUAUAGUUGUCAUAUGAGUUACAGAUAGCACACAUUACAAACUCCACACGGUAAUAAUUUGCUUUGAGUAGUUGUAUAGACUUUAAACAAGGGGGAAAAAACCCUCGUUUAUAUUGACCCACAUUAUCACUUCUAAUGCUUUUAUUCCUUUCUGAAAAUCCAAGUUUCCUUGUAGUAUCAUUCAUGUCAGCCUGAAAAAUAUUAACAUCUAUGACACUUAGGUCUGCUAGCAAUUAAUUAUCCUAGUUUCCUUUUACAUGAAAAUGUCUUUAUUUUGUUUUCCUUUUUGAAGAGUACUUUUGCUGCAUAUAUAAUUCUGCAUUGACAGUUUCUUCCCCCCUUUCACACUUUAAAGAUACUCCUCCACUGUUUUCUGGCCUCCAUUGUUUCCAGUAAGAAGUUGGUAUAUUCAAAUUGUUUUCUCCCUGUGUGUAUAAAAUUCCAUUUUCCUCUGACAGUUUUCUUUUGUCAAAUAUUUUUCAGUCUCUUUUACACAUGUGCUAAAACUUUUGAUAUCAUCUUACAGAUCUUUUUUUUUUUAAUCUUUUUUUCCUCUUUUCUUCAGUUGGAUUAUUUCUCUUGAUCUCUGUUCUAGGACAUUACUCUUCUGUAAUUGUUCUUCUUUUAAGCUCAUUCAAUGAAAUUUUUUAAUUACUAUACUAGAAAUUCCUUCACUUUUAUAAUUUAUAUUUCUGUGCUGCUGAGAUUUCCUAUCUUCAUUUACUGUAAGCACAUUUUUCCUUACAACCUUGAACAUAGUUAAAUAGCUGCUUUAAGUCUUUAUCUGCUCAUUUCAUCUUCUUUGAUUGUCUCUUCUUUUGAGAAUAGAUUAUAUUUUCCUGUUUCUUCAUAUGUUAGUAAUUUAGACUUCAUCCUAGACACAGCAAGUAAAAUAUGUAGAAACCCUGUAUUAUGAUAGUUUCUCCAAAGACUUUUUUUUUUCUUUUUAAAGCUGGAAGUUAACUGGCAGAACUCAGUUGCAAUCUCUUACUGCCCUGAAGUAGCUCAAAUGUCAGUUCACUUCUUUAACCUGGAAUCUUUUCUGUGUGUACAUACCUCAGAGAGAAGCCAGAGUUUGGGGCACAGUUCAUACACAGAAAUUAGGGUGCUCACUCUUCUUUUCUUGCCAUUAUUUCUUUCUUCAUUUUCUUGCAGCUACUAUUGCCCCCAAACUCUGCUCCAUGGUUCUUCAAGUCAGUAAAACUAAAGGCUCCAGUGAUGCAGACUGGGGGCUGCCCUCAGGCAAAAACUAUAAAAUGGGAAAUUCAUCCAACUCUAGCUUUUUCUUCCAAGUAUUCUCUUCAGUGUCAGCCUGAAAAAUAUUAUUGGGUCAGCCUUUAUUGGGUUGCUUUCCAUUUCUGUACUUUGUCCAGUAUUUGUGGUUUUAUCUGUUCAAGGAUUGGUAUGAAAGAGCUACUGGGCCAUCAUCUGAAGUAGAACCCUCUUUAAUUGGGCAGUAUUCUUUUUACCUCUUUCUAAGCUUACUGAAUAGGGAUUUAUUCCUGGCAUUUUAAAAACUAGGUGUGUAUAAAUUUAAAUGUUUAUUUUUUAAAACCCCAUCAUCAUAAACAUUUACUGAAUGCUUAACUCAAUUAGAAAUUCAGUGUUUUCCAGUGGAGGUCCCACUGGCUUUUGGGGAAGGAUGUUCAUUGUGCGAGACCGCUCCCUACAGUAGAGGACAUCAGCAUGCCUGGAUUUUGCUUGCUAGAUGCCAGUAGCAUCCCUCAGUUAUUGUAUAAAUAAUGUCCCCACAUGUUUCCAAAUGCCUGAAGUUCGGAACUAGUGGACCUUCUUUCUGAUAAAACAAAUUUAUCUUUCUAAAACACAAGCUCCUUUUGACACAUCUGUUUAAAGUCCUCAAUAGCUCCCUUUCUACAAAAUUAAGCCUCCUUAGCAUGGCAUUUAAGGCUGUACAAUCUGGGGGCACCUGGGUGGCUUGGUUGAUCAUCUGACUCUUGAUUUCGGCUCAGGUCAUGAUCUCAGAGUCCUGGAAUUAAGCCCCGAGUCAGGCUGCAUGCUCAGCAGGGAGUCUGCUUCCCCUCUCCCUCUGCCCCUCCCCACCCGUGCACACACACUCUCUCUCUCUGAAAUAAAUAAAUUUUUAAAAACAAACAAAAAAGGUUAUACAAUCUGGCCUCAGCUUAUCUUCCUUUAAAGCCUCAUCUCCAGCGUUCCUCAAAUGUGAUCUGAUCUGUCUUUGACUUGUACAAGCUGGUCUUCCUGUGAUAUCCUGCUCUCCUUUCUCAAUCUAAAGUUCCCCUGCUCAUCAUCUAAGAUCCACCUCAAAUAUAGCUUAUUUAGCAAAGCUUUCAAAGACUGCCUUUCUAUUAUAAGGCCUGAACUAGGUAAGUGGCAGAGGACUUAGAGAGGAGGAACGAAUGAAAAACAAAAACUGAAAAUGGAUGGGAUUUAAUGAUUUUGAAGUAAGGUGUUUGUUUGAUGUAAAGAUCUGGUUGUCCUACUAUCAAAGGUAGCUACUAAGAGAAGCAACCAGUGGAGUGAUAUGGAACAAAUAAGAUCCCAAUUUUCGGAUAUUUUUAAUUUGAAAGUAUCAAUAGAACAUUGGUUGCAGCUAGAGAAUAAGGCUAGAAAAAAUCAGCGCUGGAUAUGUAACUUUGGGGGUCUUAUUAGUAUUUAAAAGGUGUUUUGUUAGGUGAAGCACUGGAGAAAGCUGCUCUAGGAGGUUUGUUAAGUAAAAAGAAAUGUUUGGGGAACACAGCAUUUUAGGUUUUGGUAGAGAAAAAGAGAGUUUGUGAAGACUAUAGAAGGACCAGAGAAGAAUGGUGUCCUGAGAGCUAGCAGUGGAGUUUCGAGAAGGACGCUGGCUGAGCUUGCAUUUGGUGCAGCUCAACAAGUAGUUUUUUUCCCAUCUACACUCAAGCUUCUUUGAGACUACCUUUUCCACUUAAGGCUGAGUUCUUUAGUUACAGUAGUGCUGAUGGCUUUUAUAUUGUCUGACCAAAUAUUCUCUUACCCAGUGCGUAAUCUGAGCUCUACUGAAACCCACAAGGGCACUUACGGUCCAUCGCAACUCAGGCCUGUCUACACCUCCCAUCCCCAUGAAGGACGAAGGGCUGUGCUAUUUCAAGGCUAGAACAUAACCAUACCAACUGGGUACUUCUAGUGCAUUUUUCCUAUACACAAUUACCAGUUAUGUUUUCUAAUAUACAGGUUUGUUUAGUUUCCUUUUUAAGAAAAGAAGGCAAAGAAAAAAAGUGCUCAAAAACUUUGAGUUCUCCAGAUUUAUCAUCAGCAGGAUUUUCCCUAAGUACAUUUGUUAAAACUAAUACUCCAUAAUCUCAAUGAACUCUGUAUUUUCAUCCUUCCAUUAAUUUUUCUUUUUUUCUUUUUUUGGAAAGCUUGUAACCUCUGCCUCACAUUUACCUGUUGAAAUGUUACUUGUCCUUCAAAGUCCUUUUAGAUUCUUUCCUCUCCAGGGUAACUGUUCCAAUUCUUUCAGGUAGAAAUUUUAUUCUUAUAUCUCCCUCAGUACCUAACAUAGACCUUGGCCAACUGAAUUAUUUUAGAUCUGGUUUAGUUUGUACAUAAGCACAUAGGAAGAUGGCUUUACUGUGUCCAUUUUUUAAAAAUAUAUUUGGAGCUUUCAGUUGUACACAAUUUAUAAAUUGGAACAUAUUAGAUUUAACUUCUUAAAAAUAUUCAAAAGCAAAUUCAAUGUGUGUAUUAUUCUUGAUAUAAAUUUGUCUCUAGAGGACUUCUGAUUUUAAAUAUUUGGAUGAAUCAGUACUUUAAGACUUUUUUUUUUUAAUUUCAAGAGUUUAAGUUGAUCUUAAAUUGAUCUUUUACUUACAUUUUUUACAAUAUGAUUAAUAUGGUGCUUGAUGAGAGUAAGCUUAUUCAGAACUCUUAACAUUUAAGAUAACAACUUGUUUAUUGUAAUUUGAGUCUGUUUUCCUGUGUUUAAAAUGAACUUCUUAAAUAUCAUACUGCUAACUGCCUA
Mirounga angustirostris (Northern elephant seal) is the source of this 8065-nucleotide messenger RNA. It is a transcript of the gene FBXO8, whose product is annotated as F-box protein 8. Gene Ontology annotation, molecular function: protein binding; guanyl-nucleotide exchange factor activity. Lineage: Eukaryota; Metazoa; Chordata; Mammalia; Carnivora; Phocidae. The record is from RefSeq and is a predicted model, not a curated record. The transcript has 6 exons. Bases 528 to 1535 code for a protein of 335 amino acids. Gene Ontology annotation, biological process: regulation of ARF protein signal transduction.